Dendrobium catenatum is the source of this 3140-nucleotide messenger RNA. RefSeq lists its product as uncharacterized. NCBI's taxonomy places the organism in Eukaryota, Viridiplantae, Streptophyta, Magnoliopsida, Asparagales, Orchidaceae. The transcript has 12 exons. Bases 389 to 3088 code for a protein of 899 amino acids. The record is from RefSeq and is a predicted model, not a curated record.
AAAACCUACAACUAAUUUAUCUUAAACUGAACCAUCAAGAAUACAUUAUAGUUCAGACAAUACAAAAAUGGAGAGUUCAAGAACCCUAGAUUACCAUCGGCGACCGUAAAACCAACUAACCGCCUGAAUUCUGCGGUGGACGUCUUCUCCACUAGACGGGCAUUCUCCAAGCGACAUCUUCUCUUCCGUCAUUCAGUCCUCGGCGCAGUGCCGCAUGGAUAUGGAACUACACAGUUUCUACAGAGCCUACUUAAGGACAUGUAAAUUAUUCAUUUGGAGGAUGAAACGAUGCUAGAAGAGCAGGUUAUUUUAAAUCUGCUGAAAUCCUAGGCAGAGAGAGUAACUUUAUUUUAUAUGAAAACAAGAAGGCUGUGAUCCAAAGGAAACUAUGGCUACUGAUAUGCAUGAAAGCAAGCAGCAUCAACCAUCUUCAGACAGUGAGAACAAUACAGAUAAAGAGGAUGAUGUAAAAGUAUGCGAUAUCUGCGGUGAUGUAGGUCAGGAGGAUUCCCUUGCUAUCUGUAGCAGAUGUUUAGAUGGUGCAGAGCACAUCUACUGCAUGGAAACAAUGUUGGAUGAACUUCCUGAUGGUGAUUGGAUAUGUGAAGAGUGCAAGUUUAAAGAAGAAUACAAAAAUCAGGAAACGGUAACUGAAACACAAGAGCAGUCAUACUUGGAUGGAAAUGCUCAGCAUGGCAGUACCAUAUAUAAGAAGGAUGGAAAUGUAAUCAACGAAGAUAUGGUGGACAGCAGAACACUCCAAAUUCCAGAGAUCUCUUUUAUGAGGCGUGGUGAAAAUGUGUACCUCAAUUCAGCUACCAGCGAAAAGGCCUCCAAAAGAAAUCCUGUGUCUGCAGAAACUUCAAUUCCUCCGGAUAUAUCAUUGUUGUCUCCUGAGGGUUCAUUAACAAACCAAGUCUCAGCAUUGAAGAAGCCAUCCCAUCCUGAACAAUCAAGUGGAAGCUGCCCCAUAAUUAAAAGACAGAAAGCUCAAACUUCGGUAGAUCCCAUUUCCUCAGCUAGUAGAGAUGGUUUUAAAGUAAUAAGUGGACCUUUAUUAAAAUCAAGUUCUUUCAAGAAUACAAAUACCAAGCCAAAAGUGAAACAACUACUUGAAGCUAUCCCAUUGGCCGUGAAUACAGAUGGAAAGUUUCCUUCCAAAAAUACACGGAAAGGUGGACUAACUAGAGGAAUGGUUAAAUCUACCUCUUUUAAAACUGAGAAGGGUACUUGCAAUGAUUUUGAAUUAAUAAAUGAAAAACAGUCUGUUAAGCUAAAUCAAUUUAGAAAUUCAAGUGUGGAAAGGACCAAAGAAUUAGGUGUUACUGAAAGAGAGAAUUCUUCUGCGUUGGACUUCUACCAAGUAGUAGAUAGAGGAUUGAUUGAUGGGGAUGAUUCAGGAUACAAAAGGGAUCCAUUACAUUCAUCAAGCAGUUCUAUAACUGCAUCUUCAAAUGGAUUGAAUUUACAGUAUCACAAGCCAGGGCAGACUCCCAAGGAAGGAUUUCAGCAUCAUGUAACUAUGGCUAAUAAUUCUCAUAACCCCGAAACAGUUUCUCAAUGCAACAAUAACCACCAUCUGAGUCUGGAAUCUACACAUCAGGAUGACAUAGCCAACGUUGCUGCAUUUUCCACCACCUCAACUAAGCCAAUAUCUGGUGGCAGUCGAAAUUGUCAAAAAUGUAAUGAAACAGGUCACCCUACGCACUUAUGCUCAAUUGACAAACAUGGCGUCUCAGCCAUUAAGCUUUCAGCUGACCGAAUGUCAUGGGAGAAUGCUAAUAGAAGUAAUAAAUGGAAAUCUGCAGGGGAAACAAUUAUUCCAAAACAAGAAGCAUUACAAUGUACCAACACAACUGAUCAGUCUAAGGAAUUUCCUAUUGCAAGGUUUGGUCAUGGUGCUAAACUUGCUAACAAAGAGUUUCCUCUGCACUGCUUUAGGAGAACUUAUCAAGAAGGAAGAACCAAUGUCAGAAGCAGCUCUGUUUUUGAAAAAAAUGAACCCACAGCACAUCCGUAUGUUGCAAACCGGACUGAAAUCCCUCAUGAUGAUGGAGCAAGCAGAUUGAAUCCCUUUGGUGUCAUUUCCAAGGAGUUCCAUGUGAAACCUUCCAAACAGGUUUUACCCAGUAUAGAUCCAUGCUGUUCAAAUACACUGAGAACUUCCGUAAUUCCACAGCUUGAAUUGUUUUGGCAAGGUGGCUUUGAGGUGCUUAGGGCAGGAAGGCUUGUCGAGUGUUGUGAUGGACUUCAAGCUCAUUUCUCAAGUUAUGCUUCAGGCAAGGUGUUGGAAGCGGCAAAAAAGUUUCCUCCCUACAAAGUGCAAUUGGAGGAGGUGCCUUGUAUAAGCUCUUGGCCUCAGAAUUUUCAUGGAAACCAUGCUAAAGAACAAAAUAUUGCUCUUUUUUUCUUUGCUAAAGAUAUUGAGAGUUAUAGAAGUAAUUACUGCAAGCUUUUGGGAAAGAUGCUCAAGUUUGACCUAGCACUCAAAGGGAACUUAGGUGGUUUUGAGCUUCUUAUAUUUCCAUCAAAUAAGUUAUCUGAAAACUCCCAACGUUGGAACAGAUUACUCUUUCUGUGGGGUACAUUUAAGGGAAGGAGGUCGAGCAGUCCUGAAGUGCUGCCAAAUGUCAAUCAAGAUCCUUGCAAAUCCACCAUAGAUGUGAAUUUGCCCACUACCGUGCCUGAAACUUCCUGCUACCAAGAAACAAAUUCCUCUCAGAAUUCCUAUGAGGAAGAUAAAUACGUUGUUGCCAAACCUUUAUCAACAGGAAUUGAAAAUAGGAUUUGUCAUGCACCCAAAUAUUUUUGCCAUACAUCUGUUGAUGCGAAGCUACUGUCAGGAAACCCAUGCCCACCUCCGGUGGUCUACUUGCCAGAUACCACAAGUCAGAUUCCUACUUUGCAUGAUAGUUCUUCUGAAUCAAGUUGUGGAGAAGAGACUGAUUCAGUAGCUAAUGGAGAUGGCAAUCAUGUACAGGCGCUGAUAGUUGCAGUUUUGAUGAUGCUGAGCAAAGAUAACAUUAAAAAAAUGGUAUCUCAAGCUCCUGUUAACCGUUUUUGUUUGGAAUUGAUAAUGAACAAUUGAUAAGCUGGUAAAAAUAUGCUGAAAUGACGCUCUUAAAGCUUUUCAUUUUCAA